GCUUUAGUCAAAACCCCUGAAAAAUAACUAAAAAAGUAGUAUUCCUGUGAGUCGGAAUGGACUGGUUGGCAAUGAGCAUAUAACUAUUGGUAAACGUGCUCUGGAAAAUAUGGAGAAAUACAUUGUAACUUCCCCUCUGAUUCAGGGAAUCUAUAAGCGUUGAGGUAAACCUGGUGGCGUAGUGGUUAAGUGCUAUGGCUGCUAACCAAAGGGUAGGCAGUUGGAAUCCAACAGGCACUCCUUGGAAAUUCUAUGUGGCAGUUCUACUUUGUCCUAUAGGUCUCUAUGAGUCAGAAUCGACUCAACAGCACUGGGUUUGGUUUGGGUUUGGGUAUGAGCAUUGAAUGAGAUCAUAUUCCCGGUAUUGUUGUCAGUUAAAAAUAAAAAAAAUAAUAAUAAUGGAGAGUUAAAAAUAAUGAUGAAGUGGACUACAUGAGUAUUCGAAGGGCAUCAGAUGACUAAAUAAGAAAGGACUAAAAUGAGAAUGAAAACACAGGACUAAAAGAGCAAUAUGUCAAAAAAAAUGUAAGCUCAUUGUUUUUACCAGGGUGUUACAUUAAUUUUAGAACCCUAAAGUAAUUGUACAUUCAGGAAAGAAUCAAAGAAUAACUUGUAGAUAUACAAGGUUAUGUCUCCUUUAAGAAGCUCUGGUGAAAAGCAGUGGCUAAAUGCUUGGGUGCUAACUGAGAAGUGAGUGUUUCGAACUCACAAUCCUAACAGCAGGAAGAGAUAGGACAGUUUGUUUCCUUAAAGAUUACAGCCUUGGAAAACCUGUGCCAGCCAUUCUACUAUGUCCUUUAGGGUCACUAUGAAUAGGACUCGACAGCAAUAUGCAAUCUGCAUAUCCCCUUAAACAUCCACGUAUUUUUUGCAAAAUUCAAACAAUAUUGUGGGCAUUUACAAAUGCCGUUUUCCUGAGCCAGGCUAUCUCUUAUGAUUCUCAGUCUCAGUAUUCUAAUGAUGGUGGUCUUAUGUCUCCUACUUCUCCUGAUCUUACCUUUAUAAUUUUUCCUUUAGCACUAAAUUUACAUUCUUUGUUUUCUUAGUGCUAUUAAUAAACAUGAACUUUUAGAAUGACAGAAUGGUGAAAUGCACAUGUUUUCUGAAACUGCUAUCCUGAAGAAAACUACUGAAGUUCUGUCACUCAAGAACAAUUUCCUGGGUUCAAAAUCCAGCUCAUCACUGACUAUACUGUGUAAUCUCAAACAAGGUCCUUCAGUUACAUAUACAUCAGUUUUCUUAAGGAAAUUAUGGGGCUACCUGUUUUAUAGUUUAUAGUGUUACUUGGAGAUGUAAAUUAAUUAAUACAUUUUAAUGUUUUAGCUCAAUAUUUGAAAUGGUAAAUGUUAUAUAAGUAUGUUAUUAUCAUUAAUAUUGUUACUAAUUUCUAUUAGCUUUACUUCAGAAUUUCUCUAGCAAUAAUCAUGGCGUUAACUGUAGGAAAUCAGAGUACUGGAGCCACAUUCACCCUCUUGGGCUUCUCAGAAUACCCAGACCUCCAGGUGCCCCUCUUCACGAUGUUCCUGGCCAUCUACAUGGUCACUGUGGUGGGGAAUCUGGGCAUGAUUGUGAUCAUCAGGAUCAACCCCAAACGCCACACCCCCAUGUACUUUUUCCUCAGUCACUUGUCUUUUGUUGAUUUCUGCUACUCCAGUAUAGUUACACGCAAACUAUUAGAAAACUUGGUUGUGGGAGACAGAACCAUCUCCUUCACAGGGUGCAUCAUGCAGUUCUUCUUGGCUUCUAUAUUUGCAACUGCAGAAACAUUCAUAUUGGCAGUUAUGGCCUAUGACCGUUUUGUGGCAGUUUGUAACCCCCUGCUUUACACCGUUGUCAUGUCCUCAAAGAUCUGUGCAUCAUUAGUGGCCAGGCCCUGUGCAUGGGGUAUAGUUACUUCCCUGACACUUACUUAUUUUCUUCUGGCAUUAUCCUUCUGUGGUUCUACUAUCAUAAAUAACUUUGUCUGUGAGCACUCUGUCAUUGUUUCUGUCUCCUGCUCUGAUCCGUAUAUCAGCCAGGUGCUUUGCUUUGUCAUUGCCAUGUUCAAUGAGGUGAGCAGCCUGAUGAUCAUCCUCACUACUUAUAUUUUCAUUUUCAUUACUGUCAUAAAAAUGCCUUCCAAUGGGGGGCGCCAAAAAGCCUUCUCCACCUGUGCCUCCCACUUGACCACCAUCACCAUUUUCCAUGGGACUGUCCUGUUCCUCUAUUGUGUACCCCAUCCCAAAACCUCAUGGCUCAUCGUCAAAGUAGGAUCUGUGCUUUACAUAGUGGUCAUCCCCAUGCUGAACCUCCUGAUCUACAGUCUCAGGAACAAAGAUGUGAAGGAGACUGCCAGAAAGUUAACGAGCCACACAAUACAAUCUUGAAGAUUGAUUUAUUUCUGGAAAGAAUUUGCUUUAUGAUGUUGAAUAUUGUUCAGUGUCUCUAGAAGAGAUGCUAAUUCAAAUUAUCUAGUCAAUAUACCCAUCUGAAUUUUACAUCUAUUACAAUACACCAGUUAUCUGAUAAUUUGAUCUCCAGUUACUUGAAUCUUUAGCAAAAUACUUUUGAAUCGUAUGUGAAGUAAAUCAAGUGUAGUGGAUUGAAUAGUGUCUCCCCCCAAAAUACUCAUACCCACUUAGAACUUCAGAAUAUGACCUUUUUGGAAAUAGGGUCUUUGAAGACAUAGUUAAGCUAAAGAUUAAAAAUAAAAUCAUACCUCCUUAAAAUGAAAACUGAUUGCCAUGGAAUCAAUUCCCAUUCAUACCAACACUAUAGGACAGAGUAGAACUGCACCAUAGGAAUUCCAAGGCUGCAAUCCUUUUGGAAGCAGACUGCUACAUCUUUGUUCUGUAGAGCAGCUGGUGCAUUCAAACUGCCAACCUUUGGGCCGUGUUCUUAACUGCAGCGCCACCAGGAAUCCUUCAUACUCUCUUAGGCUGGGCCAUAAAUCCAGUGAGAAUCUCAUUAUGAGAAGUAGCCAAGGACACAGAGUCACAUAGGGAAGAAGGCCAUGUGGAGAUGGGGGCAGAACUUGGAGUUAUGCUGCUACAAGCCUUGGAACACAAGGAACCAUCGGAAGCUGGAAGAGUCAAGGAAGAAUUUUCUCCUGAUGCCUUCAAAGAGAACAUGUCCCUGCCAGUACCAUGAAUUCAAACAUUUGGCUUCCAGAACUGCAAACAAAUAAAUUUCUGUUGUUUUAAGCUACGAAGCUUGUGGUGAUUUCUUUUGGCAGUCCUAAGAAACUAAUACAAUAAGUAAACAUCAAACUGUAAAACUCAAAUUCCUUGAUUCACAUAUUGACAUUGUGAAUGAUUAAAACACAAACAAAAAAACAUUCUUCAAUCCGACUUAAGCAAUAUGGGUGUCAUAGUUACAGAGAAAUUCUGAAAAAUUAUAACUGACUAGGGUUAUGCAUAUAGGAGAAUUAGCAAUAAGAGCCUGGAGGCACCAUCCCUAAACUUCAACCAAGUUCUUUAUUCCUUUUUCCCCAAGGCCGUAUAUAUAUGUUUGUUAUUGUACAGGAAGUGAUGGUAAAUAUGAUAUCACUGAGUGUGAAGACAAAAUGUUGAUUUUUAUGUGACGGUCCUGAUGGGUAACCAAGGGAACAAAAAUUAAAAAUCAUAAUUAUGAACCUCACAGUCUAAUGUGUCAAACUCUCUCCUUCCUAACACCAAUAGCUUCUUAGUAACAUCAUUUUAGAAAGAAUACCGGCUGCUAAAGACAUAGAACCUUAAACGUUGAUAUCAACCUUCUGAUAUCAUACAUAUCAGAGCAAAGGAACACACUGAAAGAGACAGAAAAGCAGAAAAUGGACAUGUAGAGGCAAAUGUAAAAUAAUCAGCAUGAUAAGAUAUUAAAACAUAUGUUGACUUAAUGGAUGAAUGAGUUAAACCUAUUAAAUAUACCAAAAAAGACCCCAUUGCCAGUCAAGUCAAUUCCGACUCAUAGCGACCCUAUAGGACAGGGUAUAACUGCUCCAUAGGGUUUCCAAGGAGCACCUGGUGGAAUCGAACUGCUGACCUUUUGGUUAGCAGCCAAACUAUUAACCAUUAUGCCACCAAGAUUGUUACAAAAAAAGAAAAGCACCAGAUCUUACCAUCUUACCAAUGUGAUUUUAGCACUUAGCAGUGGUUUUUACGCCUCAAUGUUUAUACGUGUCACCCAAGCUCCUUCUUAAAUGUGGAUAUGAUUGUGUCCCAUUCCUAGGAAUUCUGAUUUGGGCCUAGGAAAGUUCAUAACCUAGAAUUCUAGGCAAUUGUAUUAUAGAUGUGGCAAGGAUCUCUGAUGUGAGAAAUCCUGCCUUAAAAAAAUUAGCUUAGUUUUGUUAAUUCCAUAGGACAUUUAGUAAUGUGCAAAUAAAGCCUGGUAGGCAACUUCAUGCUGCAAAUUUUCUAUGUGAUUACAAGGAAAUUUCAGUCAUUAACAAUGGUACAAAGAACCUGGCACUUGCCUUAAUUAAUUGGCUUGAGACACAGAUGCUAGUGAUUCCCCAGAGUUGGAGUCCCAAGGGCUGUAGAGGUAGACGUAAUAGCUGCAGUGCUCCCGAAACACUCGGGUUACAGAGAAACAGGACAGUGGUGGCCUGUUUCUCUGCAGCAGGUGAGUUGCCUCAGGGUUUUUAAUGAACCGGUGAAAAUAUUAUUUUCCUGAUGUGUUAACUGUGGUCUUCUCUGAUUUUUCUUUCAAUAUUAAGUCACUGUAACUGCUAAGUCUGAGCCCCAUCAUAUUAAAGAGAGAAGUUAAUAUGGAAAUAUUUAUCUUUAUUAUCCAUUGACAGCAAUUUCACAAAGAAUAGAAUAAACUUUCUGCUUAAAAAUGGAUAUUUAUCCUUAUCCUCUUUACAUGCACCUUAAAUUGGUAUAUAAACUUUUCUAAGAAUUGAGUCAACAAGUUAUAAUUUAUAUGCAAACAUGACUUUCUACUUAGUCCUGUUAUAACUCUAAUUUGAUAAAUCUUGGAACCGCUAAAAUAUAUACAUACAUGCAUGUAUACAUGAUACAUGUGUGCAUAUACAUAUACAUACACAUAUACAUAUAUAUUUAUCAGCUGCUGUUGAGUCAAUUACAACUCAUAGCAACCCUAUAGGACAGAGUAGAACUGCCCUAUAUGAUUUCUGAGGCUGUAAAUCUUUAUGGAAGCUGACAAGUAUAUCUUCAUCCCAUGGAGAAGCUGGAGUUUUGAAUCGCUGACCAUUAAGUUAGCACCCGAGCACUUUAACCACGACUCUACUCAAACCAAAACUAAACCCAUUCCCAUCCAGUUGAUUUGGACUCAUAGCGACCCUAUAGGACAAAGUAGAACUGUCCCAUAGAAUUUCCAAGAAGCAACUGGUGGAUUCAAACAGCCCAUCUUUUUGGUUAGCAGCCAAACUCUAAACCACUGUGCCACCUCUACUCUACCAGGGCUCCUCAUAUAUCUGUGUGUGUGUGUAUAUAUAUAUAUAAUGCCUAGGUUGUA
Molecule: messenger RNA, 5439 nt
Organism: Loxodonta africana (African savanna elephant)
Lineage: Eukaryota; Metazoa; Chordata; Mammalia; Proboscidea; Elephantidae
Product: olfactory receptor 5D13-like
Exons: 1
Coding region: 1425-2366 (313 amino acids)
Biological process (GO): sensory perception of smell; G protein-coupled receptor signaling pathway
Cellular component (GO): membrane
Molecular function (GO): odorant binding; olfactory receptor activity; G protein-coupled receptor activity
Source: RefSeq, a predicted model, not a curated record